Messenger RNA from Camelus dromedarius (Arabian camel), 4042 nucleotides. It is a transcript of the gene TLK1, whose product is annotated as tousled like kinase 1. Gene Ontology annotation, cellular component: nucleus. Lineage: Eukaryota; Metazoa; Chordata; Mammalia; Artiodactyla; Camelidae. The transcript has 21 exons. Gene Ontology annotation, biological process: intracellular signal transduction; chromosome segregation; peptidyl-serine phosphorylation. The coding region runs from base 149 to 2449 and encodes 766 amino acids. Gene Ontology annotation, molecular function: protein serine/threonine kinase activity; ATP binding. The record is from RefSeq and is a predicted model, not a curated record.
CCCUUGACUCUCCCCUCCCUGCCCUCACUCUCUCGCUCGCCCUGAGCGCGGCCCCCGCCAUGACGGAGGCGGGUGCCGGUGCUGCUGCCGCUGCCGUUGCCGCCGCUGCCGUCGCAGGGGGGGAGUCGGGUUCCCAGAAAGUAGCUUGAUGAGUGUCCAAAGUAGCAGUGGAAGUUUGGAGGGGCCGCCAUCUUGGUCCCAGCUCUCCACGUCUCCAACCCCAGGCUCGGCGGCGGCGGCCAGGUCCCUGCUGAAUCACACGCCGCCAUCCGGGAGGCCCAGGGAAGGUGCAAUGGAUGAACUUCAUAGUCUGGAUCCAAGAAGGCAAGAAUUAUUGGAAGCUAGAUUCACAGGAGUUGCAAGUGGAAGCACUGGGAGCACGGGUAGUUGCAGUGUUGGAGCUAAAGCCUCAACAAAUAAUGAAAGCUCUAAUCACAGUUUUGGAAGCUUGGGAUCUUUGAGUGACAAAGAAUCAGAGACACCAGAGAAGAAACAAUCAGAAUCAUCCAGAGGAAGAAAGAGAAAAGCAGAAAACCAGAAUGAAAGUAGUCAGGGGAAAAGUAUUGGGGGACGUGGCCACAAAAUUAGUGACUAUUUUGAAUACCAAGGUGGGAAUGGCUCCAGUCCAGUAAGAGGUAUACCUCCUGCAAUCCGUUCUCCUCAGAAUUCACAUUCACAUUCCACUCCUUCCUCAUCUGUUCGACCGAAUAGCCCUUCUCCUACUGCAUUAGCUUUUGGGGACCACCCUGUUUUACAACCAAAGCAGUUAUCCUUUAAAAUUACUCAGACUGAUCUUACAAUGCUGAAAUUAGCAGCAUUAGAAAGUAAUAAAAACCAGGACCUGGAAAAGAAGGAAGGUCGUAUAGAUGACUUGCUCAGGGCUAACUGUGAUCUCAGACGGCAGAUAGAUGAACAACAGAAAUUACUUGAAAAAUACAAGGAACGAUUAAAUAAGUGCAUAUCAAUGAGCAAGAAACUGCUUAUUGAAAAGAGUACACAAGAAAAACUGUCAAGCCGAGAGAAGAGUAUGCAAGACAGAUUACGCCUUGGGCAUUUCACAACAGUUAGACAUGGUGCUUCAUUUACUGAACAAUGGACAGAUGGUUUUGCAUUUCAGAAUCUUGUAAAGCAACAAGAAUGGGUGAAUCAGCAAAGAGAAGAUAUUGAAAGGCAAAGGAAACUUCUAGCCAAACGCAAACCUCCCACAGCUAACAAUUCUCAGGCACCCUCUACCAAUUCUGAACAAAAACAAAGGAAAAACAAAGCAGUCAAUGGAGCAGAAAAUGAUCCCUUCGUUAGACCAAAUUUACCACAACUGUUGACUUUGGCAGAAUAUCAUGAACAGGAAGAAAUUUUCAAACUUAGACUAGGACAUCUCAAAAAGGAAGAGGCAGAAAUCCAGGCAGAACUUGAACGUUUGGAAAGAGUCAGGAAUCUUCACAUUCGAGAGCUCAAAAGAAUAAAUAAUGAAGAUAAUUCACAGUUCAAAGAUCAUCCGACGUUAAAUGAGAGAUAUUUAUUACUUCAUCUGCUUGGUAGAGGUGGCUUUAGUGAAGUAUAUAAGGCUUUUGACCUUUAUGAACAAAGAUACGCUGCUGUGAAGAUCCAUCAGCUUAAUAAAAGCUGGAGGGAUGAGAAGAAGGAAAACUACCACAAACAUGCCUGCAGAGAGUAUAGAAUACACAAAGAACUGGAUCACCCCAGAAUAGUUAAACUCUAUGAUUAUUUCUCCUUGGAUACAGAUACGUUUUGUACAGUGUUAGAAUACUGUGAAGGCAAUGACUUGGAUUUCUAUCUGAAGCAACAUAAAUUAAUGUCAGAGAAAGAAGCUAGGUCUAUUGUAAUGCAAAUUGUCAAUGCACUAAGAUAUCUCAAUGAAAUCAAACCCCCUAUUAUACAUUAUGAUCUUAAGCCAGGGAACAUUCUUCUGGUAGAUGGAACAGCAUGUGGAGAAAUCAAAAUCACUGAUUUUGGUCUGUCCAAGAUUAUGGAUGACGAUAGCUAUGGUGUAGAUGGAAUGGAUCUAACUUCCCAGGGGGCAGGCACUUACUGGUAUUUACCUCCUGAGUGUUUUGUAGUUGGAAAGGAACCACCAAAGAUUUCCAACAAGGUUGAUGUUUGGUCAGUCGGAGUCAUCUUUUUUCAGUGUCUUUAUGGUAGAAAGCCAUUUGGUCACAAUCAAUCUCAACAAGACAUUCUUCAAGAAAAUACAAUAUUAAAAGCCACAGAAGUCCAGUUCCCUGUAAAACCAGUUGUAAGCAGUGAAGCAAAGGCCUUUAUAAGACGCUGCUUGGCAUAUCGAAAAGAAGACAGAUUUGAUGUGCACCAACUGGCAAAUGACCCCUACCUUCUCCCACACAUGAGAAGAUCAAAUUCUUCAGGAAACUUACACAUGGCCGGGCUGACAGCAUCCCCUACGCCCCCUUCUUCAAGCAUAAUGACUUACUGACUUUGCUACAAAAUCGGCAUGGUAUCUUUGAAUCGCUUCCAGAUGCACACGAGUUUGACAGCAUUUGAGUGUUUUUGUUUUCUUUUUUACACAGGAUUUGGUUGAGAACUGUUUGUGAACUGAAGUUCUUCCUAGCGUCAUUUGUAUGAGAGUGGAUCAUGGACAGUGAAUAAAUUUACACUUCUGACUGUAACCUUGAGCAGUAAAGGGUGACUGCCUGUUGCACAGAAACAGGAAUACCAUGUUAAAAUAGAAGAGAAAUGGUUUUUUGUUUGUUUGGGGGAACACUGUAAAUAACGUUUAUAAUACAUUUGGUUGUUACUAGAGAGUUCUAAUACGAAGGGUAGUUUUUCAUUAUUUAAAAACACAUGGAAAAAAAUGAGACAUAUUUCUAACACAAGAGCUAUAUAGUGCCUGGAUACAUUCUUCAGCAUUCAGCAGUUUACCUGCUGAAACCAAAGUAAGAACUGAAUGACAGUGACAGUCAUGUUUAUAGUAACAGAAUGUGGGAGUCAGAGUCUUUGGACAAAGUUAGACUUUGUCAUCUGCCUGUUCUGGCUUUUACUAAGUUGUACCUCGAAAUCAAAAGUCUGUUUUUUCACUGGUUAUGUUAAAGGAAGAGUUAUUAUUCCUAGAUACUUUACACCUUUGACAAAAUGAGCUGCUUGUUUUGAAAUCAGUUGAAUUCACUAAAUCAUAAUAUCUCCAGUGUUUUCAACGUGUUAGAAUUGUUAACAGAUCUUUUUCUUUUGUUACCAGGCCUUGUUACAAGUGACAGUAUGUAACCAAAUGCAGACCAGUUCUAUGCAGGAUAAUGAUAAAUUCCCUUCUAGCUCUAUUGUAAAUUGUUGUACAGAUGUUGUAUUUCAAUUACCAAGUUUCAGCAGCUUAUUCUUGUACAAAUGUUUAAAAAUAUGGCUUUUCUAAUUGGAUAUUGUAUUUUUUUUUAAGUCUUCUUGAAGGCGCUUUAAUUGCUGCUAAAUGAUGUUGCUUCUUUGCUAAAAAAAAUUGAAUGACCUCCUUAAAGGUGCAAGUUGACUGUACAUCAUAGAAUGAUAAAAGCAGGCAUUCAUUAACAAUCAAGGCAUGUAAAAAUGAUCCCUGUUGGACAUAAAGAGUUCUCUAAAUCAGUGUCUUGGGUCCUAGGGCUGUGAGCACAUAUAGAUUAGAUUUAAAAAUUAUUCAUGGUUAUUCUACAUUUCUAGAAGGUUCUUAGCAAGGUGGGAUGAUGGUCCCACAAACAAGUUUCUUGUGAUUUGUACAGAUUUGUUAAAAUGUGAACAUUUUCUAAUUGCCUUGUAUGGUAGAAACCAUUCUUUUUCAGGAUGCUGUGUUUCACUCCUAAGAAAUAUUUCUUUAUCAUCACAUUCAUAAGGCUGAUAUUUAAUGUAAGUUGUCCAUGUUGCCGAAAAAGGAGGCUAAACUUACCACAGAUUCUCCUUAAUAUUGUACAGUUAAACUGUGGCUCUUAUUUCUGAUGUUGCAAGUCAUUUUGUUCUUCAUUGUACAUAGACACACUGUCUCUUUAAGAUGCUGCUGAAAUUGUAGAGAAUGUAGCCAAACAGUAAUAAACAAUGACAGUUAAAAUUUAAA